Messenger RNA from Cladophialophora immunda, 1758 nucleotides. RefSeq lists its product as uncharacterized. Gene Ontology annotation, biological process: tRNA methylation. The record is from RefSeq and is a predicted model, not a curated record. The transcript has a single exon. Lineage: Eukaryota; Fungi; Ascomycota; Eurotiomycetes; Chaetothyriales; Herpotrichiellaceae. Gene Ontology annotation, cellular component: tRNA (m1A) methyltransferase complex. The coding region runs from base 67 to 1434 and encodes 455 amino acids.
GUUCUCCUAGAUGUUCCAAAAGGGAAGGAAACUUUGGGGAAGCAUUGGGUUGAGUUGAGUGGUGGAAUGUCUGGGGUGUUUCGAUAUCUGAGACAAGCUCUUGGAUUCUCGAGAUCCCCGGACAAGACCCCCUGUGUCCUCCAGAAUGGCAUCGCCAGAGAUUUGACGCGGUUCGCUGAGGGUGACAGAGUGCUCGUGGAUGGGUCCAAACUCACUUUUCCUCUCCAGCGAAAUUCGAAGUUCGAUUUGUCCAAGGGCCAGCUCCCUCUGAACGACAUUAUCGGCAAGCCAGUCACUUCUACGUACGUUCGAUCUUCGAAAGGCUCUCUACACAAGAUCGAACUCCCGUCGCUUGAGGACUAUGUCACGCUCACCCCUAGGCUUGUGACUCCAGUCUACUCCAGUUAUGCAUCGUCAAUCGUCUCCUUGUUAGACAUUCACCCUGAACCACCUACCACAAUUCCGAACAGUGGCGGUCCAGCUCUCCGCGUUCAGAUCCUGGAAGCAGGUACAGGCCAUGGCAGCCUCACUCUGCACCUCGCUCGAGCAAUAGCAGCUGCGAAUCCACCUCCUCCGACUAUCCAGCUCCCUAGUCCACGCAGAGUGGCGGACAAGAAGCCCACAAACUCAUUUCCUGUAGCCGAAGACGAUUCAUCGGAGUCUGAUUCGCUCAUGCGGGCGUGGGACGAAUGGAAACAAAAGCGUCGAGCGGUCAUACACACUGUGGAAGCGGUCCCAGCGAACAGCAUCCAUGCCGAAAAGAUAGUGCGCGGGUUCCGGAGAGGUCUGUACUGGCCGCAUGUAGACUUCUACACAGGAGACGUGAAGGAAUGGAUCGUGGACCGCCAGAACGCAAACGACGAAUUCCUUGACUACGUUCUCCUCGACAUGCCUGGCGUACAUUCACAGAUCCGACACAUCGAGCCCGCGAUGCUUGACGGCGCAAAGCUGGUUGUGUUCGUGCCCUCAGUCACGCAAAUCGCGGAUUGUGUGAAGGCUGUUCAAGAGUUCUCCCUGCCGCUACAAAUGGACAAGGUGUUGGAACUAGGCGAAGGUAUCAGUUCGGGGAGGAAGUGGGAUGUGAGAUUUGUGACGCCGCGGAAGGGCGCCAUCCCCUCCACCGACGGAGAGACCAAGCGGACGGGCCGUGAGCGGGUUCCCGUGGUGGUUUCCAGGCCGGAGGGUGAGAAUGAACAACCGGAUCGUGCGGACCACAAGGAGGCUGAGGACGAGGAACCUCCUGACAGCGACAGCGACAGCUCCUCGACAUCGCAAGACGAUCAGCCAGUAAUGGUAUGCCGACCGCUCGUCGGGGAGCGCACCUUUGGAGGCGGCUUCAUUGCACUGUUCCGCAAGACGUCGCCUGCUUCCUCAGCACUUGCCGCGGAGUGGCGCCAAACUCAGACCGGCAGGGCAAAGAAACGAAAUCGUUAAUUGCCCGCCUUCCCGCGGUCGCGUGUUUCGGAGACAGGUACUUGGAUGGACCUAAAUCGGGGAUCAACAGAAUAUAUCACCCACUGUUACCAACAUCGUCGGUCUAUGUUGUAGGAUUAAGGAAAGGAGGAUUUGUACCAUACCACGGCCGGGCGACAUAUCGGCAUGAUCUCCCUUCAGGCAUCAUUUGAACUGAUCAUGUUCAUCUGAUCUCGUAAGCAGGUCACAAAUGCGCAUUAACAUCUACUCUCAUUGCUCGCCUUUUCUGUCUUCAUAUUGCCUCUGAAACCUGCCGCCUGAUGCUACAGUCUAGACAGAAUGCAC